GGUUUCUUUGCACCAUGAAGCAGUAGCUAUCAAAAUUGAGUGCGGUACGCUGAACAGCUGAGCAAGGGAACAGAUACUGAAGGGAGCCUGCAAAGAAAAAGGAUUGUGGAGGAAAAAAACCCUCUUUCAACUGCACAUUGGCACUGCCCAUCACUGAGAGCUGUGUCGGGGAGCAGGAAUUGCCUGUUUAUGGUGAUUGAUCUGCGCAGCCCCUGGGAUGCUCAGAAAACGGAUUAAGGAGAAAAGAAUCGCAGGAGAAGGAGGAGGUGGAGGUUCCUCUUUGAAAACACACGGGCUAAUAGAAAACAUCCUCUAAAUUUUCAGUGUGUCAGGAUACGUUAAUGAUCACCCUGAGAUGAGCCGCCCGUAGCCGGGGCCGGCCCCGCUGCCAGGGCUCCCUGCCCCGGGAUGAUGAGGACCUGUCUGCCGGCCUAACAGGAAGAUUUUUAGCGGUGGUUGUUUUUUGGGGUUUUUUGUUGGUGUCCGUCCCCCCCCCCCCCAACCUUGUGAAAUUUCAUGUGACGGCGGAGCAGCUUCCUGCGUCGCCUCGCAGCCGAGGGCUGGGUGGCAGAGGGCCACCAUGGCGGCGAAGCAGCCCCCGCCGCUGAUGAAGAAGCACAGCCAGACUGACCUGGUGAGCAGGCUGAAGACACGCAAGAUCCUGGGGGUCGGCGGGGAGGACGAUGAUGGCGAGGUCCAUCGCUCAAAGAUUAGCCAAGUACUGGGAAAUGAAAUCAAGUUUGCUGUCCGGGAACCGCUGGGGCUCAGGGUCUGGCAGCUGGUUUCUGCCGUCAUGUUUUCUGGGGUCGCCAUCAUGGCCCUUGCUUUCCCUGACCAGCUCUACGACACCGUCUUCGACGAGGAAGCGGCGAGCAGCAAGACUCCCAUCCGGCUCUAUGGAGGAGCCCUCCUCAGUAUCUCGCUCAUCAUGUGGAAUGCCCUCUACACGGCCGAAAAAGUCAUUAUCCGCUGGACCCUGCUGACGGAGGCGUGCUACUUUGCCGUGCAGUUCCUGGUUACCACUGUCUCCCUGGUCGAGAGUAGCCGGAUAGCCACAGGUGCCGUGCUCCUCCUGGUCAGCCGAGCCCUCUUCAUCCUCAUCAGCAUUUAUUAUUAUUACCAAGUUGGACGCCGUCCCAAGAAAGUCUAAUUCCUGGGCUUUUUGUCAUGGGAAGGGUGGGAGGGGGGUUUGUGUCGGUAAUUUUGCAUUAUAAUUAUAACUUUUUUUUUGUUAGUCCCUUUUUGUUCUAAAGUGGUUUCCUUCUUUUCCACUUACCGGCAUGAAUCAGUGUGUAACCCGGUGCUGGUGGCAUUGCCAGGAGAAAUGGGGGGGGGGCAGCAUCAGGCAGGCCUCCCCCCCGCCCUCCCCAUAGGAGGUGAGGAGCAGUGGGAGGAAGGCUCAGGGAAAAGAGCUGGUUUCCCAGGGAAAACUGGCCGGUGGGAUCACAGGCUCUGAACCUGCUGGAACAAAGCACAAAAUAAGACCAGCACACUGAAACACAAUCCCUGAGGAGACAGGGCAGUAAGGCAACCACCGAAGAACUCAGCUACUCCCCUCGGUAGGUCUUGUACCUGCCUGGUGGAGUGUGCCCUCGUGUACAGCCCGUUCCCCUUUUAGCAAGUACUGACUGUCCACGUAGCUGGGAGCUGGACGGCGCUAGGUCGAGUUCAGCACUUUGCGAACGGCUCUUCUUUCCUUCCCGUUCAUAGUUUUGCACUGGGUGCUGUGCAAAGCUUGGCAGGAGACAGAGCAAAAGAAGAGGGAGACCCUUUGCUUGUUCCCUUCGCAGGGACGGCACUGGGAACAGCGGAGCAGCUUGACCUACAAUAUUUUAGAAGUGGAGGAAGCUAUCAGAAAGCACAAAGACAUCCCGUUUCUUGGGAUUUUUCAUGAAGUUUCUAGGCUGGGGUCCUGUCCCUUUCACCCCAGAACACUUCCUACAAUUGCAGCUUUACUGAUGGUAGAGGCAGAGGCAGGUGUGAGGUAGCGUCUGAUGCUUUAGUUAAGCAAGGGCUGGAGUGCAGUUGUAGUUAGCACUACUAAGAGCAGAGCGAGCAUCAGUACAGCUGCUUGGGUCAGCGAGCAGCCUCUAGAGAUGAGCCCCAGCUGUGGGAGGUGGUGUUCCAGCUCUGCUAAUGCGCAGGCAUCUCAUCUCUUCUGACUUUGAGAAGAGAGGACCAAAGUUUGUAGCAUUAAGAUACUUAACUGGGAUGAAGAACAGAAGGAGCAGGGUGUAUGAAGGCAUCAUUGCCUUCUCUAGCUCAGUCAAGGACAGACUAAAUGUGCUUUAGUACUCACAAGCUUCUCCAACAUCUACUGGGCUUAACAGCAUUGGCUGCCCUACUUCCUAGCACUUUCCUUGCGGAUUAUCCCUGUCCACAGCUGGAGGCAGCAUUUUUUUGUUUUUCAUGGGACUAAAGCCAGCAGGUCUGUGUACAGGAUAUGGACUGCUUAUGCACCACUGUUGACUGGAUCAAAGUGUGCCCUGGAAUAGAGCUGACAUCCCAAAAUCCCAGUAGAGAGAUGCCUACGCAAACAGAAGUGCUUGUGUGAACAACAGCCCUCAAGCCACUGGUGACACUGGGAUCUACGGCUAUUGCUGUUUUAAUAUCUUAGUAGAGUUAGAAGAAGGUAGUGGGUAGUUACUGUAUGUUGUGUUAGUGCUUUUGGCAUUUAGAAGCAGCUACAUAAACUUGGGACACUGCGUGCAUUGUACCUACUGGCCAUGCAAAAUGUCUGUCAGGUAAGAAUAUUGGAAAUAGUUGAACCAGGAAACAUCACAAGUAAUCUUUUUUUCCGAAGAAGUAAAUCGAAUGGAGAGGCAACAUCCAACAGCAGGCUAAAUUCUGGAGCCUCCCAACAACACAUGCCUGCCAAGCUGCUUUCAACAUGUCCAAAAUAUGAUACUGAGCAACUAAAACUUAUAUGUAAGAGGAGCCUUCCUGUUCAGGUAGAAGAAUUGGGCUCCAAGAGGGAAACUGUUUCCCUGUGAGGCAGGAACUGAUUAAGUGCAGCCUGGAGAGUGUGACCAAUUAGAUCGAGCGGUGCUGCGUGUAAGAGCUGGAGCGUGUCACGCUGCGGCUGUUGCUCUCAGCCUGCAUGCCACCUGCAUGGGCAGCUGCAAUGGCCUCAGUGCAGCACCUUGGCUGCAGUCAUUGGUAGAGGUACGUGAAGUUUGAUUCUUUGUGUUUUGGGGGUCACAUGAAUGUAUACACAGACUGAUCGCUGGUUUUGGGGGGAGGGUGUGUGGGAAAUUGUGUUUCUAGGAAUGACAAGUAAAACUGACCACAGCAAAAGCAAUCUUGCAAAAGAAGGAAAUAAUGGAGGGUCUUCGUAAUGCUGUCAUCCCAUCUGUGUUGGCCGCAGGUCCUAGGAACUUAGUUAUGACUCUGGGUCUGUAGAUGGCUGCCUGGUUAGCAUACCCUAGCAUGUCAUCCAGCAGGUGGGAGAAAUGAGUUACUGCACUAUGUGAGAGCAGUUCUCCAAAGACUUCUUGAUGGUUAAAUCAGGUGGGAGGGUGGGGGAAGCAGUUAAAGCUUUCCAAAGGAGCUUUAAAUCGGGUGCUGUCAGAUUCCUCUGGUCCCCUGCUUAGCAGCUGCCUCUCUGCAAAACUUAAACCAGUGAGCCACAUCUAGCUCUGCCAGUCAACGUCCUCUGCUCCAACACAGAGCAAAGCCUGGCGGAGUGGCCACGUAAAAGAUUCCAUCCUACUUGGUACCUAGUCCUGAAAGGGGAGAGAGAUGAAGUUGUUUUAUUUUCAUGCUUCUUGCUCCAUCUUGCUAUAAAUGGACCAUGUAGAAAGCAAGUAUGGAAGUGGACUGGGGCUCUACACCUCUUCUAAAACUGAGAAGGGGCAAAGGUAUGGCCCUGCCUGACAAGGGCCACAAAAAGGCUGUGGUCCCUGGCAUGGUCCCUUCUCAUCAGCAAGGUGCUGCAGGAGAAACAUGGCCAGGCCUACUUGAGGAGGUGAAUUUGUAGCAGGUGAGGUCUAGGAGGGAGUUUCUUCAGGGUGGCUUGAGGAUGGAGCCCAGGCAGUCCAUCUGCAGCAGUGCCAGAAACCAACUGCGGCUGGUUGUCUUCACUCUGGUGUGAAUGGGAGGAAAGGGAGGAGGAUGCUGAAACGUUUGUACAGAACUGCAUCCCUAAGGACAGAAGUGGUGGCAUCACAGCUGCAGGUGGCAGUUGAGCGUGUAAUUUGGGAUCAAAAGCCUGAGGCAUCACUUCAGGCUCUGCUACUGAGCUGCUGAGAAAAAAAUGCAUCUCCACAGGCCUCAGAUUCCUUAGCUGUUAAAUUGUGAGAAAAGCCGUGGACUGACGUCAUCUCCCACAGGAGACAGUUUGCAGCGAAUUACCUGCUUGCAUUUGUAUAAUGUUGUGCAGGGUUGGGAGCUGUGUUCCCCGGAGGGUUUUGCUCUGAGCAGGCACACAACUAAGGCUGACCCCCUUUUCUCUGCAAGAGAUGGACCCGAACCCUUGUGUUCAUAGAGCCCUCACUUUUGAGGGUGAAGCAAGCUCAUCGAUAACAUAUAACUCCCUUCAUCGCCUUAUUUACGGCUAACCAAUAUCUGACAAACUGGAGCUGGUGGCAAAGGAGAAGCUCUGCCUGACCUAAGCUGGCCUCUCCUUUCUGGUCAAGGUUUUUUACUUGGGGUGGGGGGGGCAGGGGAGAAUGGGACACUUCGUUUAUACCUCAUUUUAGCUGCUGUACCUGAGUUUAUUCUUUCUCCUCUGGUAAGAAAGUGACUGUACUUAACACCAAGCAAAUAGUGAAAAUUAAAGCCGUUUCACUUCACUGUCA
Messenger RNA from Grus americana (Whooping crane), 4799 nucleotides. It is a transcript of the gene TP53I11, whose product is annotated as tumor protein p53 inducible protein 11. Bases 581 to 1150 code for a protein of 189 amino acids. NCBI's taxonomy places the organism in Eukaryota, Metazoa, Chordata, Aves, Gruiformes, Gruidae. The transcript is spliced from 7 exons. The record is from RefSeq and is a predicted model, not a curated record.